This is a messenger RNA of Tilletiaria anomala UBC 951, 1749 nucleotides long. Its product is annotated as putative AGP3-protein of the amino-acid permease family. Lineage: Eukaryota; Fungi; Basidiomycota; Exobasidiomycetes; Georgefischeriales; Tilletiariaceae. The coding region runs from base 1 to 1749 and encodes 582 amino acids. The transcript has 6 exons. The record is from RefSeq and is a predicted model, not a curated record. Gene Ontology annotation, biological process: amino acid transmembrane transport. Gene Ontology annotation, molecular function: amino acid transmembrane transporter activity. Gene Ontology annotation, cellular component: membrane.
AUGCAGUCUGACGGGGAAGCCAUCAAGGGAAGCGUAUACAGCGCCGCCGCGGUAUCUCGAGCCGAGCCUGUCAAGGCUCACAUGGAUAGCUUCGGCGAUGUGGAAUCGCAGAUCCAAAUCAGUGGUACGAUUCAUCAAGCACAAACCUCAAGAAUGAACGGUGAAGAAGCCGGAGGAAGCGGCAAAUCGGGAAACGACGACGAGGGCCAACUGAGUCGCUCCUUACAGACCAGGCACGUAGUGUUCAUGGCUAUUGCUGGAAUCAUUGGUCCAGGCUUGCUCGUUGGAAGCGGAAAUGCUCUUGCAACGGCCGGGCCAGCUGGCGCGCUCAUUGCCUUUGCCAUCACUGGCUUGAUCGUCUAUUUUAUUAUGCAAUCGCUCGGCGAGAUGUCGACGAUGCUUCCAGUUCCGGGCUCCUUCAUCACUUAUUCGACUCGCUUCAUCGACCCGGCGUUCGGAUUCGCAGUGGGCUGGGCCUAUUUCUGUCUCUGGCUCUGCGUAUUGGCCAACGAGUACGUUAGCGUCUCCAUCGUCUUGCGCUAUUGGCCUGCAGCCGAAAAGGUCCCCGCCGGAGCAUGGAUCACCAUCUUUUGGUUCGUUUUUAUGGGCCUCUCACUUCUUGGUGUGCUGGCAUUCGGAGAGGUGGAAUUCUGGCUGGCUACGCUCAAAGUCCUUUUCAUCCUCGUCUUCUUCAUCCUGAGCAUCGUCAUAACCGCCGGCGGGACCGGCGCAGGUGUCAUUGGCUUCAAGUACUACCACGAUCCGGGGCCUUUCAAUGGCAUCGGCAUCGACGCACUGAACGGCAUUGCCAAGAUCUUCAUAGUCGCCGGCACGCUGUAUGCAGGUGUAGAGAUGACAUCCGUUGUAGCUGCGGAGUCACGUUCGCCCGAAAAAGCGGUCCCACGCGCCAUCCGCUCCGUUUUUUUCCGCAUCGUAUUCCUCUAUCUCGGCACGCUCUUCUUUAUCUCCCUCACCGUUCCAUCCAACGAUGACCGCCUCGUCAGUGCGGGUUCCAAAGCCGGCUCAUCGCCGCUGACCAUCGCGCUCGAGCGUGGAGGUAUCAGCGCUGCCGCCAGUGUGAUCAACGCCAUCAUCGUCAUCAGCGUGAUCAGCGCAGCGAAUAGCAGCUUGUACAUCGCCAGUCGUACUUUGCAAAGUCUUGCGGUCAAGGGACAGGCCCCACGCUUCCUCAGUUGGACAAGCAAGCGAGACAAAGUGCCAAUUCCAGCGCUCGUGACGACAAACGUGUUGGCGUUAUUCUCCCUCCUGUCCCUCGGAGCGGGUACUUCGAAGGCUUUUACUAUCAUCAUCAACCUCAGCGGAGUCUGCACAUUCAUCGUCUGGGCCGCGAUUGCCUGGUGCCACAUCCGAUUCCGCGGUGCGAUGCGAGUGCAGAACAACGACGUCCACCAGCUGGUGUUCACUGCGCGGUGGUACCCAUACGGCGCCUGGUUCGCGUUAGGUGCCAACAUUUUCCUCUGCUUCUUCCAAGGCUACACGACCAUUCUAAGCCCAUUCGAUGCAGGUAACUUUGUCGUCGCUUACAUCAUUCUACUUGUUUUCGUAAUAUUUGGGGUCACGUGGAAGCUCAUCUUCAAGACCAAAUUCAUCCCUCUACAUGAGAUAGACAUCGACACGGGCCGGCGGUGGGCAACGCGCGCGUCGCUCAAGGCAGAAAAGGCGCAAACACUGCACGAUCAUGGGCUGGGCCGCAGGAUUUUGCGCUAUCUCAACCGGAUUGUAGCAUAG